AAGAAAUGUCGGUUAAUUUUGCGUGACUGCAAAGUCGCCGUCUCCCGAAGGUUGUCCGAAGACUGCAAUUCUUUUAACUUUUGCCUCUUUCUCUAAUUUACCUCUGCAAGUUAACUCAUUUCAAACUUUCAAUAUUCAAAGAUGUCUCGUAUCCCUCUACCAACUCCACGUCCAACGGUGAAGACGAACCUUGCGCCUCCUUCUCGCUCACGCGCUCCGUCGCCGUCUAAGCCUUCUGCUAGCGCAUCUUCCCCUCGCGCAAGGACAAAGUCUGUUCCCAAAUCUCCGUCCAAGGCCCUCCGCAAGCCACCGCCCGUCGAAGACGAGCCACCCGUUCCAAAAACACCACUGAGCAUCAAAGAAGUCAUCGCUCUAAAACGAGCCGAAGCCAGGAAGGCUGUAUCUACUUCUUCAGCAGGCCUCGGCACUAGCGCAAGUUUUGGUGAUUUUGAGAACCUCGAAGAUGCAGAUCCGAUCGCAGCGAAGAAGAAAGAAGAAGAGGCACCCGAAUUGGGGAGGUGGUCGGUGAAAGAGACCAUCGAGCGUGCUCGAAGCACAGGUUCCAUCAAUUUGUCCUCUCGCUCUCUACCAUGCAUUCCUUCUGCCUUGUUUGACAUUCAUCUGGGAGUUACUGCUGAUCCAUUGAGGUCGGUUCCUUCAGAGCCGCCUAUAUCGUCCUCCACGGAUGCUUUAACUUUGUCUAAACGGGUUGGCCAACGAGAAGGUCCGGCGUGGUUUGAAGCCCAGGACUUGCAUGUACUCAAAGCAUGGAACAACGAAAUUGUUGAAAUACAGCAUGAAAUCUCUCUCUUUGGAUCACUGAAGACGGUAGAUUUGCAUCAAAACAAGAUCACUCGUCUACCUGAUACCUUUGCCGACCUUACGGCAUUAACUACCCUAGAUCUUUCUCAUAAUUCCCUCACUGCUUUGCCUUCAAACAUCUUCGCCUUGCCCAAUCUCACGGUCAUGAACCUGUCCCAUAACACCCUUAGCGAGCUCUCCUUUGGUGCCCCGUUCUCUAAGUCUUCCUCACGCAAUGCGCGAAAUGACACCUUCAGUUCGGGGGGCUUCUUUGGUCCUGUUAUCACAAGAGCCUCAUCGCCAUUGCCCCGCCUUUCCAUCCUGGACGCGUCUCACAAUAAACUCACCGCUUCCAGCAUAGACCAUGCCAAUCUGCCUCCUUUGAUAUCCAAGGCUGACUUUUCUGCGAAUCCUCUGGCUUCGGGAGACUCUAACCCUGCAUUUAUUCGAGCCCUGAGUCGCUUGGGACAUCUCAAGGAGCUUCGUUGUGAAACUGCCGACAUCGGGGAUGAUGCCUUUCCCAGCAAUUUAUCUACUUCGGAGGGUUAUUGUUUCGCUCGGCUGCGGAUCCUUGACCUGGGGGAAACUCGGGCUACUAUGGAAGGCUUACAAUCUGCGUUAUCUGGGUUGAAGCAAGAUAUUACGUAUGAUUUUACUACUGAGGAGCCACCGGAAGGCACUCUGCGAGUGUCGGUCGGUAAAAAGGUCGUUCGGGAAGCUUGGGAGAUAGAGGCGGAGAGAAGGGUGAAGAACCGUGUAUCUAGGAAUGCGGCAAGUACGGAAAGCGCUGGUGGACCCAGCAAAACCGACGUAAGCCAAAAUAACGCGGAAGUCGUCAAGGAGACUUGGGAGAUCGAGGCAGAGCAGGGUUUGUUAACGGAGGGUGGACGACGACGAGCAAGAGCGGCAGCAGCAACGUCUGCAGUAAAUACUAAUACUGCUGCAGUUCCGAAGCCCAGUUCUCUUAUCGGACGCGGACGCCCGCCCACGCCUGUUAGCACCUCGCAAUCGUUAUCGACCGCAAGUCUAACCAACCCGCAAUACUACCACGCUUCCACUCAAACACUCACUUUACCCCCGCUCUCAGCUCCAACAAAGUGUCAUGCUCGAUCAUUCUCUCUAGCAACAUUCUCGAAUUCACCGUCCUCUCAAGGCAAAACAGAUAUCGCCCUGCCCACACCGUCACUCCCCCUCGCCGCCAUAUCAGCCCAGUCAUUCGCCCAGACGCUCAAGAUUCUCACCUUAAGCAACCGCAAAUUUGAUCUUUGCGUUUCUCUCCCAACCACCGGCGACGCCCUACUUCCAAACCUGGAGGAACUCGUUCUAGAUGGGUGUGGAUUCGGCGAUCAAGUCUCCGUGACACGUCGAGCCGACACAGGGUCCACCACUCCUCCUCGCUCCAACGAUGCACUUUUGCAUUUAUUAACGCGCUUUCAAGAUGUCAUAUCCUCCCUCAUCCUAGCCGACGCCUCCAAUUCCCGCAAAGGCCUCAGGCAUCUCAGACUCCGCGGCAACCAGAUCAACGAGCUCGACGGCUUCCAGGGCAUCGCAGAGCUUUUCAGAGGUAAUCGUUCGGUGCCCGAUUGGAAAUUGGAGGAAUUAGACCUCAGAGACAAUGAGGUUUCCAAGCUUCCUGCAGAACUCGGUCUUCUGCCUCUGGAAGUCUUUUUGGUGGAUGGGAACUUGUUCCGGAUACCACAGAGGAGGGUUUGGGAGAGGGAGGGGACGAGGGGCCUUUUAAGCUGGCUGAGAGGUCGCUUGGAAUAAUACCCUCGCUGAUGCUGACUCGUUGCAUUGGUUGAAAUGCGAUGAUAUUUUCUUACUGACUUCAAA
Messenger RNA from Suillus paluster, 2634 nucleotides. RefSeq lists its product as uncharacterized. Gene Ontology annotation, cellular component: extracellular matrix. The record is from RefSeq and is a predicted model, not a curated record. NCBI's taxonomy places the organism in Eukaryota, Fungi, Basidiomycota, Agaricomycetes, Boletales, Suillaceae. The coding region runs from base 142 to 2568 and encodes 808 amino acids. The transcript has 5 exons. Gene Ontology annotation, molecular function: protein binding.